CAUUUAGUCAGUCGUCGCGUUCAAUCAAAGCCAGUUGUUAGUGAUUUAAUACAUAUAAGCUGUAAUUUUAUGGUUAAAAUCAAAUAGUAAUUUUUCCGUUUUUGGUAGAUUUUUCAAUUUUAUCCUGAAUUUUCUUAUAUUUUUCAAAAAAAAAGGAUAGUAUAUUCUUAUUUUAAUUUUUCAAAAUUAUUUACAUAAUUUUUUAUGCCCCGCCCGACAACUUCUCUGCCAUAUUUUAAUUAAAAGCUCAUAAAAAGCCUGUAUGAGAAAAAAAUCGAUCUAUAAUUGCAUAUCCUUGUUCAUGAGAUUAUUAUAAGACUUUAAAUUUGAAAAUAAUAAAAAUUAUUAAAAAAUGAUAAAAAUAAAUAAAUUAGAAUAAAUUUAACGUAUAAAUGAAAAUUAAAUAUAUACAUAUUACUAAAUACUAAUUUCUAACCUAACUAAAACUAUAUUAUUAAAAAAUCAAAAGGAACUUAAAAAAUUUCAAAAAAAUAAAAUUCAUAUAGGUUUUCUAAAUUUGAAAUUUCACUGGUAUUAAGGGAUAAACAAUUUUAUAUUUAAAGAAAAAAAAGAAAUAAGAAAAUUGUCAAUCAUGCUUAUAACUCUAGUAAAAGAAUCUGUAAUGCGUUGUUUCUGUCAUUCGUGCCAGGCACCAUCUUUACCUGCCGUUGGAAAAAGAAAUGCUCCUUUCAAGAAAAGCAAUACUAAAGUUCGCGCCAAACAGCCUAGAACUGGUUCAAAAAAAGUGAAAUUCAUAACUACGGAAAUUCGAUGCCAGGAAAAAUCAAAAGGUGGUCUAAGUUAUGAAGUUAUUCUGGCUGAACCAGCACCAAAUGUUGCACUGCCUAAAAAACCUCUAUCACCAAAUAAAAAUGUUUCAGCCGAAGAAAUUGAACAAAAACUAAAAGCGGCUGAAGAGAGAAGGCUCUCUUUGGAAGCUAAAAAAAUGGCGGAACUUUCUAAUAAAUUGGCAAAAAUUGAAGAAGCCUCUCGUAAAAAGGAUGAAUUGAAUAAUGAAUUUAUAAUUCAAACAAAAGAAGCUCUAGAAUCUAAAAUGGAGCAGCACGUUGAAAAACGAGAAGAAAUCAUUUCAAGUAUGAAAGAAAAGUUGAAGAUUCAUUCACAAGAUAUUGAAAAAACUCGCAAUUCCUUGGAACAACAAAAAGAAAUUGAAAAAGCCGCCAUUGAAGAAAAACUUAAAAUUGCACAAUCUCUUCGAGAUGAUAAUUUGAAAAAAAUGAUUGAACGUCUUAAAGAACAUAAUACCAUUAAGGUAGCAGAAGUGAAAAAUCAAGUCGAAGGUUUCGUGGCCCAAAAAUCGGAAGAAAAAACAAAAAUUAUUGAAAAUAAAUUAUAUACAGCAGAACAGAACCGUGAAAGGGAAAUUCAAAAAAAAAUUGAAAAAAUUCGAGAACUUGAACGUCGUGCUGAAAUUGUUCGGCAAAAUAAAGCUGCACUAUGUAAGAAUUCAACUGAACAUACUGCUAACGAUUCAUUAAUCACUGUAUGUGGUUAAAAAGGGUCACAAUACUUCGUUUUUUCUUCUCAUCGCUAGCUAUAUUUUUUCAAAAAAAAUCGAUGAAAAUUUAUGAACUCAAAAUGAAAAUAUUAUCAAAAUAUUCAAAAAUUAAAAAAAAAUCAAUAAUAAAAGACAAAUUUAAUGAAUAUUUUUCAUUAAUUUUAGUUCUUCAUUAUUAAAGUUUGUCAAAAAAAAAAAAAAAAACAAAAUUGUUCUUAAAUAAUAUAAUUACCAUAUAUGCAACAAAAAUUGAUGAAAAAACGCUGAAAAAAUUAUAUAAAAAAAUAAGUAACAUUUAUUAAAUCAAAAUUAACACCUUAACAAAAAAAAUAUUAAACAAAAGAAAGAAAAAAUUUUGCUUCAUAAAUUUUUAUGUAAACGCUUUUUAUAUAUAAACCGAAAUAUAUUUGUAUAAAAUCUACAUACAUAUAUUAAAAUGUUUGCCAUGUAUUUAAAAAACAAUUAUGCGAUGUUUUAUUUACACAAAAAUUUGAACAAAAAUAUUAAAUGAAACAAUAAAAAGAAAAUUAUUAUAAUACGCAUAAGCAAUUGAAAUUUUUUUUUGUUCAAAUUGCUUGUCUCUUAUAUAAUUAUUAUAGUCUUAUAAUAUAUAACAAAAAGAAACGCUUCAUUAUUAUAAAAAAAAUCACAUAAGACUUGUUAUAUAUACUCUCAUAUUAUAUAUAAACACUUUCACAUUAAUAUAUACUUACAAAAUACGUGUAUAAAUAUAUUUAUUCAUAUAAACAUAAAUUUAAUAAAACUAUUGCAUACACAUAUGUAUAUGUAUAUAAAUCAAUAACAUAUGAAAUUAAAUUUUGUGUAGAUAAAAAUAAUUCAAUUCAGAAUUAAACAGAAUUUAAAAAUUAUUUAAUUAAUUUUUAUACAAGUUUAAAUUGAAAGCGCAGUUUUGUUUUGUCCUUUUUCAACUACAUAUACAAACCUGAAUCUAGCCAACCUGAGCAAAAUUUAUGAAUAGCAUAACAAUUUUAAUUUUACCGUAUAAUUGCAAACAAAAUUUGAUUAGUUUUAUUCGAAUAAAUAUAUAUGUAUAUACAUACGUAUAUAAAUCGGUAUUUGUAAAUUUUGUUCAGAUUAUUUAUGUACAUAGAUUUACAUAUUUGUUUUAAACUGGUUAAUCUAUUUAUGAUAUCUGCCAGUUGGAAGGAUGAAACAACUUUAGUUUGGAAAGAAGACAAUUUCCUAUUAAAAGUUGCUUGGAAACAGUACUAUAUUUAAAGAAUUAAGUUUAUUUGAAAAAAAAAUAAUUUUUUUAGAUCAAUUUUGUAUGUAUGUAUGUAUGAAAUUAUAUUUGCAAUUUAAAUUUUUAGUAAUAAAAUUUUUAUUAUUAAACAUUUCUUUUUAGAAUUUUAACUUUUAAAGUAAAUACAUACAUAUAUAGGUAUACAUACAUCACAUCACAAAUUAAAUUUUUACAUCUAUUUCUAAUAUUCCAAAUACAUACAUAUUUAUAUGUAUAUAUGUCCUUAUCUCUUUUUAAUAAAUUUCAUUCUACUAGAUUAAUUACAAUAAAUUUUCAGUUGUAAUUGUUAUAUUCUUUUUUAUUGAAGAUUGACACACAUGAUUUUAUUUACUAGUUGUAGAAAUUAUUAAAAUAUUUUUUCUAUAUAUAUAUAUAUAUAUAUAUAUAUAUAUAUAUAUAUAUAUACAUGCAUAUAUAUAUAUAUAUACACACUUUUAUAAAAUUAAUUGAGUAUAAAUCAGUUGUGUUUAAAUUUAAAUACUUACAUAGAGAAAACUAUACUUCACUCUGAUUGUAUGGUAUGUAUUUUGCUUUUCUAAAUCUAGAAAUAAUUAGCACAAAAAAAUGAAAAUAAUUUUAACAAUAAUCACAAAUUUACACACACCAUAUAUUUAUACAUUAAAAAAAUUAAGAAAAAGAAAGUAUAGCCAUAAUUUAGUCCACAAACAGACGAUGAAAAAAGAAUACCUUAACAUACCUAUAUACAGAUAAAGAAAAAUUAUUUUAAAAUUUAAUCAAUUCAAAAACUGCAUAAAGUUCUGAAAAAUGUAACCGGUUUCCGUUUACCGAAAUACCCAAUGUUUUUAUUACAAAUCUUUAUCAAUUUCUUUGCUCUAUUAAUAAAAAAAACUACACAGUAAAACCUUAUGAAACCGAUGAUGACUUAGAAUUUUAGAAAAAAAGAAGUCAUAACGUAAAACACACAUUUAGUAUUCAAAAGUCUUACAAUAAAAAAAUUAUAUAGGAGAAAAAUUAUAAAAGGAAAAAUAAAAAAACAAUUAGAAAAUAAAAACAAUAUUUUUUCUACCGAUUGAGUAAAGAAUUUAAAAAAUAAAUAUUCAAAUAAAAAAAUUAAAUAAAGUAAUUUAUAAUCUAGUGUUAUUGUAAUAAUUAAUCUUUUAUUAUUAAAAUUUUAUUUUCUUCGUUUGAAAUUUACAUAA
Molecule: messenger RNA, 3943 nt
Organism: Condylostylus longicornis
Lineage: Eukaryota; Metazoa; Arthropoda; Insecta; Diptera; Dolichopodidae
Gene: stai
Product: stathmin
Exons: 7
Coding region: 593-1516 (307 amino acids)
Biological process (GO): neuron projection development; microtubule depolymerization; regulation of microtubule polymerization or depolymerization
Cellular component (GO): neuron projection; cytoplasm
Molecular function (GO): tubulin binding
Source: RefSeq, a predicted model, not a curated record